Molecule: messenger RNA, 1739 nt
Organism: Clupea harengus (Atlantic herring)
Lineage: Eukaryota; Metazoa; Chordata; Actinopteri; Clupeiformes; Clupeidae
Gene: rcvrn2
Product: recoverin 2
Molecular function (GO): calcium ion binding
Source: RefSeq, a predicted model, not a curated record
UCUCACCUUGGGUGGUUUAGAUUCUCUCAGUAGUUACCACAGCUAGGUCCGGCAAGCAGACUGUCAGUGUAUCCAGCCAGCCUUGAGUACUGCAAUUUGUCUGGAACAACAGGUCUUAGUUGAGAUUCUUCAGGGGAAGAUCAGACCUGUGAGAUAUAGAAGAAGAAUCGCCUUGAGUGGAACUUGAGUGGCCUCUGACAGCAGGCUUCAUCAAAGGGUGUGUAAACCCCUCACCCAAGAGCACAAGAUGGGAAACUCAAAAAGUAGCGCCAUGUCAAAGGAGAUCCUGGAGGAUCUGAAGCUGAACACCAAAUUCUCAGAGAAUGAGUUGGCCCAGUGGUAUGAGAACUUCCAGAAGACGUGCCCCACGGGACGCAUCAGCCCUGCGGAAUUUGAAAGCAUCUAUGCAAAGUUUUUCCCUGACAGUGAUGCAAAGACAUACGCUCAACAUGUCUUCCGCUCCUUUGACACCAAUGAUGAUGGGACACUGGAUUUCAAGGAGUACAUCAUUGCCCUACACAUGACCUCCAGCGGGAAGACACAGCGAAAACUAGAGUGGGCUUUCUCGCUCUUCGAUGUAGACAAGAAUGGCUACAUCACCAAGGCAGAAGUAGGAGAGAUCUGCCAAGCCAUCUUCAAACUGAUCCCUACAGAGGAGCAGGAAAAGCUCCCAGCAGAUGAGAACAACCCAGAAAAGAGAGCCGAAAAGCUGUGGUCAUUUUUCGACAAGAAGGACAAUGAACGCCUUGCUGAGGGUGAAUUUAUCCAAGGGGUGCUGGAGAAUGAAAAUGCGCUACGUCUCAUUAUGUACGAACCCAUGAAAUAAACAUCACAUUUUAUUUCUCCCUUUAUGCAGUGUACUCUUUACCCAAUGUUCCCUCUGUGGUUCAGGCAUGCCAUCACUUCCUCCAUUUUGCGUGUGUCCUCUCCUCCCUUUCUCUAAACUCCCUUUCUUGUUCCUUUGUUUCCCUGUGGCCGCCAGUCUCUUGUAUUUGUACUGUAGCAAAACUAUGUAAUGCGAGAAAAGUGUUUGAGUGGGGUCAUCUUGAUGUCUUCAUUUGAAGAAGUGUCCCUGGUAAUGACGGGAGUGCAUAUUAGCAUUCAUCAUAGUUAUGAAUGUACACAUGAGCCAAACCAUAGAGAGUAGCAGCUUUUUACAGAAGUGCUGGUGUCGUGGACAAAAUAUUCACAAAGCAUAGGUAUGAAUUAUAUGCUAAGUUGUAUUGUUCCACUAUAAUGAUGACUGAAAGACGUGUGUAGGUCAGAAUGCUCUCUACUCUUUUGGGACAGUAAACCACCAGCAACCUGGAGCUGCCAGACUCACUUUACACUACAAGAAAUUAUUAUAUACAGUUAAAAACCAUGUCAUGUGUGGGACAGUAAUACUAGGCUUGUAAAUUAUAAUUACAAAGGAAAUGUUAAGCUAUAAUGUUAAAUGAAAUGUGAAUGUUAAAUUGCAGUACCAUUUCAUUCAAAUUAAAGUAACAAAUCUUGGAUUUGGUGAUUAGGUCCUCUCGUGAUAUUAUAUAUCAAUGCAAACCCAUACAAGCCUUCUGUUCUGCUAUUUAUUACAAAAGGUCAGACUGCUACUAAAAGACUGAUACCUCCAGAAAAUGAUUCCAGAUGUCAUGGGGUCAGUCAUUAGAAUGAUGAGAUGUGUGCUAAGGCUGUGGCGUUUUUAUUUUUCCAGAAUAUUUGUUUUUAAUUUAGCUAUAAUAAAGAUUUCUGAAAAACUGUCA